CAGUGUUGACCACAAUCCACGUGACUUUGACCCAUUGAUCCGUUCUAACCGCUUCUUCAUCUCUUUUUUUUUCUCUUCAAUCUCGCAUUCCCUUCGAUUUAUUGUCUCAUUUUUCUUUUCUCUUUCUCUAUGCAAACCCUAGAAACCAAAAUGUGUUCGUUUUUGGGAUCGUAAUCGAGUGCGUGCGAUAACAGUUUUUUCGAUACGCGCGCCUCUGAUAAUUUUUACGAUUUCAAUUCCAAUGGCGAUGGAAAUUAGUGCUGCAUUGUUGUUUGGUUUCGCGAUUUCGCGAGAUUGAUAAAUUUUUGCGAUUAGGAAAGGGUUUUUUGUGUUGCUAUUAUGUCUGAGUUGGUUGCUCGUACGGGUCGGCAUCAGCAGCGGUAUGAAAAUGGUUAUCGUCUUGUUGCUGGGUGUGUUCCCUUUAGGUAUAAAAACUGUGGAGAUUCUAGUUCUGAGAAGAUUGUUGAAGUGCUUAUGAUUAAUUCACCUAGUGGACCAGGUCUUUUGUUUCCAAAGGGAGGUUGGGAGAAUGAUGAAACAGUUGAGGAGGCGGCUGCAAGGGAAGCUAUAGAAGAAGCGGGAGUUCGAGGAGACCUAUUGGAUUGUCUUGGAUGCUAUGAGUUUAGGAGUAAGACCCACCAAGAUGAGUUCAGUCCAGAAGGGUGGUGUAAAGCAGCAAUGUUCGCUUUGUUUGUCAAGGAGGAACUUGAGUUGUGGCCUGAGCAAAAUACCAGAAAUAGGAGUUGGCUGGCUGUAUCUGAGGCACUCGGGAGCCUCCGGCAUGCAUGGAUGAGGGACGCUCUGGAACGCUUCUGUAAAUGGCAUGAGGAUAAGUUCGUGAGUUGAACGAGAGGAUUUUUCCUGAUAUUAGACUGAUUUUAGUGACAACUCCGAAUUCAUUUUUAGGGGGAUUGAUAUUUGAUGAAAAAAUUUAUUCGUGAACCAGCUACUUUAGGAAAGAUAACUCUGAUCAGAAUUUAAUAGUUAUUGUUUCAAGUCUGUGGAAUGAUUUUUGGUUUUCUGACUGAGUAAUUCAUAACAGUGAAUUUUGGCUGAGAUAUUCGUUCUUGUUCUUUAAUUUGGUAUCUGUUGAUGGGUACA
This is a messenger RNA of Cicer arietinum (chickpea), 1101 nucleotides long. Its product is annotated as nudix hydrolase 16, mitochondrial. NCBI's taxonomy places the organism in Eukaryota, Viridiplantae, Streptophyta, Magnoliopsida, Fabales, Fabaceae. Gene Ontology annotation, cellular component: cytoplasm; nucleus. Gene Ontology annotation, molecular function: hydrolase activity. The record is from RefSeq and is a predicted model, not a curated record.